GACUUAUUUCUUGGUUAAACAUGUAUAGUGAUCAAGAAAGAGAACAAUUUAGAAAUUAUGUGCGAGAUAUUUCAAAAGUGCAGCGUAAUCAUGUUGCUGAUCGCAUAGAAAAGCUUGCUUUUCAACAGAGCAAACCAUGGCAGUAUUUUAUUGGAUGCGUCAUGUUUUCAACCACAAGCGUUUUCAUGAUUUUCAAGCUGUACGGUCCUCGACAUAUUUUCAAAAAUAGCAUGUAUUACGCUCGUCCACUUCCUGCAGCAAUUAGUAUGGGUGUAGCGUUGUUUGGUCUCGUGUAUACAUGUCGUGGAAUGUUAAUACGCAAUCGCAUUUGCAUCAUGAUCGAGGAUUAUGAGUACGAGCUAAAGCGAAUCAAAGCUCACCAUUGUGAAGAGGGAGUUGAUCAGCUUGCGUGGCUAGAAUUUGUCAAAGAUGAGGUAAAACAGGAAUCUGAAGGUCGCUUUGAUUUUUCUAAACUGAAGGAGUAAUUGAGCACAGGGAAUGGGAAAAAA
Phytomonas sp. EM1 is the source of this 509-nucleotide messenger RNA. NCBI's taxonomy places the organism in Eukaryota, Euglenozoa, Kinetoplastea, Trypanosomatida, Trypanosomatidae. The record is from the annotation of a GenBank genome assembly.